CUCAAGCGCGUGUCUUCACGCUCCUUUCCUUCUCUCCUCUCCUAAUGCUCACGCAAUCUUCUUCCAUACGAUGAAUGUACGAACCAAACUGAAAGAGAAAGUGGCGUGGAAAUGACAAACUAUUCGCCUUUCUCUCUCUCUCCGCUGUUAGAUUUACAUACAGUUCUUCACCCUCUGCGUUUUUCGGUGCAGUUUGAUCUCUCCCUUCUGACUUCUCUUGGAUCUAGAUUUCCUUGAACUUUGAAGCUGAUUGAAACUCGAAUGGCAAAAGGGAGAAGGGGACGUCGCAGGAUGGCUUCCCGACAAUUCAGAUCAAACCCAUAUCCACUCCCUUAUAAGCGGGAUUUCACAGAGGAUUUGUGCCCAAAGAAUUGUGUCAGCGCUCUGGAUAAGAAGUAUUGGGAAGAUGCAACAUGCUCUGUAUGCAUGGAAUACCCUCACAAUGCUGUUCUUUUACUCUGUUCAUCUCAUGAUAAGGGUUGUCGUCCCUAUAUGUGUGGCACAAGCCUUCGUUAUUCCAACUGCCUUGACCAGUACAAAAAGGCUUACACCAAAGUUAUUUCGUCCAACAGUGCACAACCAGUACACGCCUCAAUUGAUUAUUCAGCUGUUGUAGAGGAUGCAAGUUUUCUUGGUGAAAAUCAUGAAGUGACUGAGCUUGCAUGCCCCCUCUGUCGCGGACAGGUGAAAGGAUGGACCGUGGUUGAGCCUGCCAGAGAAUAUCUGAAUGCAAAAAAGAGGACCUGCAUGCAGGACAGCUGCACGUUUUUAGGAAACUACAAGGAACUGAGGAAGCAUGUGAGACAGGAGCACCCAUCCACAAGGCCACGGGAGGUAGAUCCCGUGCUUGAACAAAAAUGGAGAAGACUGGAACGGGAAUGUGAAAGGAACGACGUGAUGAGCACAAUCAGGUCGACAAUGCCCAGAGCUGUGGUCUUUGGGGAUUAUGUGAUAGAAGGAAAUAGCUUUGGGUUUGAUUCUGAGGAAGAGGAAGCAGGGUUGAAUGCGAAUUCGAAUGCGAAUGCGGCUGAGAGGGAUGGGGGCUUUGAAGUGGGCUUUGAUAGUAAUCUGGUGAAUGUGUUUCUUCUGCUACAUGCCUUUGGUCCGUCAAGUAGCGACCUCAAUAGACGGCUAAGGCAGCAGCAGCAGCAGCCAGAGAGGAGUUUCCCUCCCGGACCAAAUGAAGGCGCUACAGGUAUUAUUCCCAACACCACUCCUCUCAAUAGUUUUGAUUCCAUUAAUCUAGACAGUGACAAUGGCGGAAGUGGUGGCAAUGACAACGGGGGCAGCAUGUCAUUGGUUAGCCGCCUCCGCCGCCACGGAAGGGUGCUGUUGGGACGGUCAGGUAGGAGACGUAGGCAUAGAGAGAGUAGUAGUAGAUGAAUGAAUGAUGAAAAUGGGCAGAGAGAAAGGAGGGGAGUAGGAAUAGGAAACAUCUCUCAGGUACAUAGCAUAAGAAAAAGAAGUAGAAAUCUUGAUAAUAAAGGAAUACAGAGUUGUGGAAUUUUGAGCAAAAUUUAUGACGACAUUUAUUUGCGCCCCCGUCCGUCCAUCUGAUAGGGGAGAUGAAAAGCUUUGGCAGGUUAAGAAGCCUGUGAUGUAAUUUAUUGUGAAUUUGUAUAAUUUCCUGAUUGCCUUAUCCUCCUCUUGAUGAUAUAUGCUUGGAUUUGCUUGAAAUUUACUUGUAACCAUCUGAAAUUAAUGGAUCUUCUGGACAUUGCUUCCUUCUACAACAAAGUCAUUAGACUAAUGACACCCAUUUGUUCACAA
Molecule: messenger RNA, 1770 nt
Organism: Cucurbita maxima (winter squash)
Lineage: Eukaryota; Viridiplantae; Streptophyta; Magnoliopsida; Cucurbitales; Cucurbitaceae
Exons: 4
Coding region: 262-1383 (373 amino acids)
Source: RefSeq, a predicted model, not a curated record